This is a messenger RNA of Cebus imitator (Panamanian white-faced capuchin), 1578 nucleotides long. It is a transcript of the gene NPW, whose product is annotated as neuropeptide W. NCBI's taxonomy places the organism in Eukaryota, Metazoa, Chordata, Mammalia, Primates, Cebidae. The coding region runs from base 816 to 1571 and encodes 251 amino acids. Gene Ontology annotation, biological process: G protein-coupled receptor signaling pathway; feeding behavior. The record is from RefSeq and is a predicted model, not a curated record. The transcript has 2 exons. Gene Ontology annotation, molecular function: G protein-coupled receptor binding.
CCACCUGCCUCAGCCUCCCAAAGUGCUGGGAUUACAGGCAUGAGCCACCGCGCCUGGCCAAGGACCUGGGCCAUUUAGUGGAAUCCUGGAGGAUGAAUAGGAGUUAGCCAGGCUGAGAAGGAGAGAACAAUGCUCUAGGCCCAGAUGCACAGAGGCAGGCACAGCCACAGGCUGUUGGUUCAGACAAAAAUUGAGACUGGCUGGAGAAAGUUCUCUGGGGGAACCAUGCCCAGGGACGAGGCUCUGGAAGUUUGCAAGGUCCUGUCCUGCCCCUUCAGAGUUAGAAAUUCAUGAAGAGGUUGACUCUUUGUCCUGGAGGCCUCGGGGAAGCAGAGACCUCAGUGUUGGCUUGGUGUGGCCAACAUGAGGCUUCUAAGCCUCCAUUCAGCUCUGCUGGGAGAUGGAUUGGUGGAGAGAAGCAGGCGGUGGCAGAAGACAGGACAGGAUGUGGGGACAGCUUUGGGAGCUGUGCUAGGCAUGGACAAAGGACAACUCUUGCAGGGAAUCACCCAGAGGGGUCUUGAACGGUGCUGAGGGCUCCCGAUAACCCUCCUGUGAUAGCCACUGUAGCUCUGCGGGUCCCUGGGCAUUUGCUCUGCUGGCGCCCGCCUGCAGGAGUUCUGGCUAAAGGGGCAUCCCACACCCCCACUCCCUCAUCAGUGGCCCCUGAGGCCCAUGGUCCCAGGACCCCCUCCCUGGCACUUCCGCUCCUGGGGGGAGGAGGCUGAGCAGGCAGAAAAGGGGACAUGGCUCUCUAGGGGAGCCUCGAGCCCACGUCCAACCAGCGGCCCACUCAGUGAGGUGUUCCGGAACCCAUGUCCCCCGCCAGCUGCGGGGGUGACCUCUCCUCCCUCUGUCCCUCCUCCCAUCUGGGGAGCGCAGCGGGUACCGCAGGGGCGGACCGAGGCGGGGCCACCGAGCGGUUAAAGCUGGACCCGCAGGGGACUCACAGCUCGCCUCUAACCUCCUGCCUCCUGGGCUCCGGUACCCGGCGUCCCAACUCCGCUGCGCGCCCAAACCCAACCGAGCCGGUUAGUGGCCCGCCCCGCAGGGCGGCCGUCGACUCGAGCGCCCUGGCGCCGGGCCGGGGGGUGCGGGAGGCUCCCGCGAGCCGGCUGCGGCUGGCGCUGCCGCUCCUCCUGCUCCUGCUGCCGCUGCCCGCCAGCGCCUGGUACAAGCACGUGGCGAGUCCCCGCUAUCACACGGUGGGCCGCGCCGCCGGCCUGCUCAUGGGGCUGCGCCGCUCACCCUACCUGUGGCGCCGCGAGCUGCACCCGGCCGCCGAGACCCUGGCCAGGGACACCCUUUCCCCUGGGCCCGCCGCCCGCGGGGCUCCUCUCCUGCCGCCCUCCUGGGUUCAGGAGCUGUGGGAGGCGCAACGCAGAAGCUCCGAGGCAGGGAUCCCCGUCCGUGCGCCCGGGAGCCCGCGCGCCCCGGAGCCUGCACGCGAACCUCAGUCCCUGGACUUCGGCGGAGCAGUCCAGAGACUUCAGAGAGACGUCUCCCGCCCAGCCGUGGUCCCCGCAGCAAACCGCCUUGGCUGGCCCCGCCUGGCCCCCGAACCGUCCUGACAGCGUC